AUGAAUGAACAAGGAGAGUCUAACAAUUGGAAGGUGACAGAGGCCCUCUACGAGCGACUGAGGAGGACCCAGCGGCGAGGAAAGAGUCGAGAUAAUGAGCUCAUGGAUCUUCUUAACGACCUCGUCAAAUAUAUUGAAUGGCAAAGGUAUGUUGCUGGUCGUCGGAAUCAUAAAUGGGAUGAGAACCUACAACCGAUGAACCAAGACCGAAAUGGCUACACCGACCACGAAAUGAUGCAAGACUUCAAGAAACUCAAAGCCGACGAUGACCGCUCUCCAGUCGAGCCCGCCCUCAUCGCCGAAGUGAAAUCCGCUCAUGAAGAAUGCCAGAUCCGUCAAUUCGAGGUCGACGAGCUCGAGGUCUACCUGCAGCACAAGCUGAGCGAGCUGGAAAAGGCACACGAGCUCUUCCGUGAUCGCAUGUGCGAGAUCAAACGACUCUUUGGUCGCGCCCGUGCGCGUUCCACCGUGCGCACACGACCCGUGACAUUCCCCGCUCACGAGCAGACGACAGAGAGCAGUGAAAGCCCGCCAAAAUCGAACCACCCAGUUUCAAGCGACUUCAGAGUAGGCUCCUUCGUUUGCGUGAAGGAUGUGGAAGAUAAAACAACGCGCGUGAUGGCUCCGCCCAUCCCUAAAGAUGUACUCGAACUGUCGCAGGAGAAAUUCGGGAAGGAACGUCCUUCUAAAUGGAAGAAGAGAUGGAGUAGGGUCAAGAAAUCUUUCAGGAGACGAAACAACAAUUAAGAAACUCAACGCGGCAAUGGGAAAUCAGGAUUAAUUCGGAAAAAAUAUCAGUUGACCAAUGAUGAAUUUCAGGACCGUCUUUCCCAAAAGGUGUGGAAAUUGAAAGGGGAAGUGAAAAUAAUUCGCACGACAAUCAUGUACUUCCUGUGCUAGAUAUUCUAUUCUGCAGAAAAAAAUUAUCACUGAGAGACGAACAUGCAUUAUUUUUUCUGAAAAAUGUCAACUAUUGAACAAUGACUAA
Messenger RNA from Lytechinus variegatus (green sea urchin), 988 nucleotides. RefSeq lists its product as uncharacterized. The coding region runs from base 1 to 747 and encodes 248 amino acids. NCBI's taxonomy places the organism in Eukaryota, Metazoa, Echinodermata, Echinoidea, Temnopleuroida, Toxopneustidae. The transcript has 3 exons. The record is from RefSeq and is a predicted model, not a curated record.